GUCAAGGGCUAAAUUGGAAACAAAUUUUCUAUAUAAUAAUUAUUGUAACAACCUUAGAUUUGCACAUUGGAGCAAAAUGGCUCUUCCCAAUAAUGAAAAGGGCAAAAGUCUACUUCAAGUCCUCUCUUCAGUUGAAUCAAUGCUAUUAACUUUCUUGAUUUUUUCACUUAUCACAUCUUCAUUAUCUGAGAUCUUCUUUGAAGAAAGAUUUGAUGAUGAUUGGCAGAGCAGAUGGGUGAGGUCUGACUGGAAAAGGAGUGAAGGGAAAGCAGGCUCCUUUAGGCAUACAGCUGGGAAAUGGUCUGGUGACCCUGACGAUAAAGGUAUUCAGACGACAACCGAUGCCAGACAUUUCGCCAUCUCUGCUAAGAUACCAGAAUUUAGUAACAAGAACAGAACAUUGGUUGUACAGUACUCUAUUAAGUUUGAGCAGGACAUUGAGUGUGGUGGAGGUUACCUAAAGCUUCACUCUGGAUAUGUCAACCAGAAGAAAUAUGGUGGAGAUACCCCUUACAGCAUGAUGUUUGGACCGGAUCUCUGUGGUACACAGACGAAGAAACUUCAUGUUAUACUUUCCUACCAAGGCCAGAAUUAUCCGAUCAAAAAGGAUCUACAAUGUGAAACAGAUAAAUUAACCCAUUUCUACACGUUCAUUCUUAGACCUGAUGCAUCAUACAGCGUCUGGAUAGAUGGCCGAGAAAGGGAUUCUGGAAGCAUGUAUACAGACUGGGAUAUCCUUCCUCCUCGGAAAAUUAAAGAUUUGAAUGCGAAAAAG
This is a messenger RNA of Capsicum annuum, 775 nucleotides long. Its product is annotated as calreticulin-3. The record is from RefSeq and is a predicted model, not a curated record. Gene Ontology annotation, molecular function: calcium ion binding. Lineage: Eukaryota; Viridiplantae; Streptophyta; Magnoliopsida; Solanales; Solanaceae. Gene Ontology annotation, cellular component: endoplasmic reticulum membrane; endoplasmic reticulum. Gene Ontology annotation, biological process: protein folding.